GAAAAAGAAAAAAAAAGAAAAUUCUUGAUAGAAAAGGGAACUUUCUAUUUAAUUUUUAGGGGUUUAAGGAAAUAAAAAAGGGUAUAGAAUAGAAGGUGGAAGGUGAAGAGUAAGGACUUUGAAUCGAAUCGUGGCCAAUAUUGACACCAAAAACCCACCCAAUUCCCAUUGCAAUGGUCUCCCUCUCAACCUGGUUUCGCUACAUAGCCCACAAGUUUGAGUAUUCCGUCGCUCUUAGCUGGAAGAAUUAUAAAAGAGGUCAAAUUACUGACAGAGAAGUGGGUGAUGCUGUAUGGAAAAAUCUUCUUCAAGGAAGGCUAUCAUACUUGCAUUGGAACAAAGGAGAGGAGAUGACCCCGACUGUUGGCGGAGGAACUCUUCUUGUUCGGAAACUACCAGCUACCGAUCCAGCGCAUGUUUUUGUUGGAGAUGUAGUAGUAUUGAAGGAUCCCGAGAACCCAGAAAGUUAUAUAGUACGAAGAGUGGCUGCUAUUGAAGGGUACGAAAUGGUCUCUACUGAUGCAAAUGAUGAACCUUUUGUUCUUGAAAAAGAUGAGUGCUGGAUUUUGGCUGACAAUGAUAAAUUGAAGCCCAAGGAAGCCAAUGACAGUCGAAAAUUCGGUCCAGUUCCCAUGACAGACGUAGUUGGUAGAGUCAUGUAUUGCCUACGAACAGCCGUGGAUCAUGGACCUGUGAAGAAUAGUCCAUAUGGGAUGCGAAAAGAUAUGCCCGUAUUGAUGGUUGAAUUGGACGUCGAUGAGCUCGCCAAGAAUCACAAAGCCUGAAGCUCGCUCGGGCUCAAUCAGUUUGUAUGUAUUGCUUUUCCCCCAACCCCAUUUUCUUAUGGGAUAAAUUUCAUUCUUCUUUCAUUCCUUUUUUUCCUCUAGUGAUUUAAAAGGAAAAGAAAAAAAAAAGUAAAUAAACAAAUAUGGGAUUUUUAGGUUGGUCAUCACUUCAGAGAAUGGCGGUCGAUUUAUGGCUGACCGGUUUGAGAAACGGGGUUUUUUUCUUUUUCCAUACCGAUGAAUACAAAGCGACUUGUGUAUCGAAAAAUUUAAGUUAAAACACUAUUUGUAAUAAGCUUUCCUAAUAACAAUUAUUGUUGUAUGGAAAACUUAUGAGAAGAGAAGAAAAUCCAUCCAUAUGUAAACCUCUCUAAUUUAGUAAUUUCUGUGUUCUUAUGUUUUGGAAAAGCCAUUUUCUUGGUUUCAUUCUAAUGUAAGAUGAACAAGUUGUCUUUAUAUUUUUUUGUCCUUUGAAAGAGUGUUUAAUUCAGAAGUUGUAGACUCAUCAAUAUUUGAA
This is a messenger RNA of Cannabis sativa, 1302 nucleotides long. Its product is annotated as mitochondrial ATP-independent inner membrane protease subunit 2. NCBI's taxonomy places the organism in Eukaryota, Viridiplantae, Streptophyta, Magnoliopsida, Rosales, Cannabaceae. The transcript has 5 exons. Gene Ontology annotation, molecular function: serine-type endopeptidase activity. The record is from RefSeq and is a predicted model, not a curated record. Bases 174 to 785 code for a protein of 203 amino acids.